Molecule: messenger RNA, 11446 nt
Organism: Diabrotica virgifera virgifera (western corn rootworm)
Lineage: Eukaryota; Metazoa; Arthropoda; Insecta; Coleoptera; Chrysomelidae
Product: long-chain-fatty-acid--CoA ligase 6
Exons: 12
Coding region: 205-2346 (713 amino acids)
Biological process (GO): long-chain fatty acid metabolic process
Cellular component (GO): endoplasmic reticulum; membrane
Molecular function (GO): long-chain fatty acid-CoA ligase activity
Source: RefSeq, a predicted model, not a curated record
AUACAGCAUUGCGGUUUCAAAUACGCGAUUUUUUAAGGUUAGUUCGUGGUCGUUGAACGUUGCAAAUUUACGGAAAAUGCCUGGUGGUGUAAAUACGUAAGGUUGAACUUCUAACAUACUCCAAGGAAGUGAUUUUUACGGAUGCCAAUAUAAGUGCCUGCUCGUUUGAUUUCUGAAAUAUUUAAAUACCGAUAUUUAGACAUAAUGUUCGCGUUAGGGCUGAUUUACAAUGCUACAAGGGCGUCUUUUCAGAUGGUUCAGGAUAUGGAUUUCGCGGAAGCAUUUGAUAACAUGGAGCGAUGUCUCCUGUACAUCGGCGGAGGAGCUGGAGCCUUAGCUCUCACUGGUGUAGCAGCAGCAUCAGCAUAUUACCUGGCCAAAGGUGCAAGUCCAACACCACAGAGACCUCUUUUUCCCUUGGAAGCUCAAUGCAUCGAAGAGGAGGAGGGUCCAGAUUUGAUUCGAGUGUCCAGGUUUUUCAACCAAGCAAAAGAAGGCAAAUUCAUCAGCUACGUAUACUCAGAUGCAAAAACACUAUACGAGUCAUUCAGACGAGGCUCCAAAGUAUCAAAUAAUGGUCCCAGUCUGGGUUGGAGAGAAUCGUACUCCAAGCCGUACCAGUGGUUGAGCUAUAACGAAGCAUUGCUGAGGGCGAAAAACUUCGGUUCCGGCCUCGUUGCCAGCGGUCUCCCGCCAGGACAGACUACCAUAAUCGGUAUCUAUUCUCAGAAUUGCCCAGAAUGGAUCCUCACAGAGCAAGCAGUAUACUGCUACAGUAUGGUGCUGGUACCGUUGUACGAUACUCUAGGUCCAGAAGCAUGUGCCUUUAUUGUCAAACAAGCCGAAAUCACUACGGUAGUUUGUGAUGACGACGCAAAAUGCAACCUUCUAUUGGAGAGAUCCCCAAGAUGUCUCAAGAAACUGAUAGUUAUGAGAGACGUCAGGGCAGCCACCAGACAAAGGGCGAAAAACAGAGGAGUGGAUAUAAUCAAAUUCACGGAUCUUGAAGAGUUGGGAGCGAAAACAAACCACCCAGAAGUUCCUCCUAAACCUAGCGAUCUUGCAACGAUAUGUUACACUAGUGGAACAACUGGCAACCCCAAGGGUGUGAUGUUGACCCACGAAAAUAUAGUGGCCUCUAUGAGUGCCGUAAUAAUGCAGUUCGGUGACCAUAAACUAAGAAAUAACGAUAUUUUGAUAUCUUUCUUGCCGUUGGCGCAUAUGUUGGAGAGGUGUUGUGAGAAUGCAAUGUACUGCGUAGGGGGAGCAGUUGGGUUCUACUUAGGAGAUAUAAGAAGGUUGUCAGACGAUAUGAAAGCCCUAAAACCCACAGUAACCCCAGCAGUUCCUAGAUUACUCAAUAGGAUAUACGACAAGGUGCAAUCAGACAUUAGUGGAAGUUGUGUUAAGAAAACUCUGUUCAAUAUGGCGCUGAGCGCCAAAGAGAAAGAACUAAAAAGGGGAAUCGUUAGGAAAAACAGUUUUUGGGAUAUGUUGGUGUUCAGAAAAGUCCAAGAAGGCAUGGGAGGACACCUUAGGUUAAUGUUGGUAGGCUCAGCACCAUUGGCUGAAAACGUGCUGACUUUUGUUCGCUGCGCCUUGGGAUGCAUUGUAGUUGAAGGCUACGGUCAGACCGAAUGCACAGCCCCAAUUUCGCUGACCAUUCAAGGAGACCACUCUCCUGGCCACGUUGGCCCACCGGUAGCAUGUUGCUGCAUUAAAUUGGUAGAUGUUCCAGAAAUGGAGUACUGGGCGAAGAAUAAUCAGGGUGAAGUGUGCGUUAAAGGAACCAACGUAUUUCAGGGAUACUACAAGGACCCAGAAAAAACCGAGGAGGUAAUUGACGAGGCAGGAUGGCACCAUACGGGUGAUAUAGGAAUGUGGUUACCGAAUGGAUGUCUAAAAAUCAUCGACAGGAGGAAGCAUAUCUUCAAACUUUCGCAAGGAGAGUACAUAGUACCAGAAAAAAUAGAAAAUAUUUAUAUUCGUUCGCAGUACGUUAGUCAAGUUUUUAUAUAUGGAGAAUCUCUUAAAUCUUGUAUAGUAGGUAUCGUAGUACCAGACGUAGAUGUAAUCAAAUGCUGGGCUCACGAGAACGGAAUUCCCGGAACCCUCAGCAUCCUCUGUAAUAAUCCAGAAGUUAAGCAGCUAAUUUUAGAUGAUAUGAUCACGUGGGGCAAGGAGGCUGGAUUAAAAUCCUUUGAGCAAGUAAAGGACAUCUACCUUCACCCCGACAACUUCAGCAUUCAAAAUGGCUUACUCACACCGACAAUGAAGUCGAAACGUCCACAGUUGAAGGCUUACUUUAAACCACAAUUAGACGAUAUGUACAGUAGGCUCGUGUAGAACAUUUUUUAGACUUUUUUUUCAAAUUAAUUCUUAAGACAAAAUCUUGUAUACAAUAUCGUCGAUAAUAAUGACCAAUAGGCAGCUUCGGUAGGUGAUAUAUUUGUCGAAAUCAGAGAUAUUAAUGUAGAAGACUAUUUGCUAAGCGAAUAGUAUUGAUUCUGCAACAAGGUUAGAAAUAAAAUUAAAUACGAGUGAAAGAUUUUGAACUGGAGCGUGAGAUACCACCAGUGGCUCGAAUUUUCAUUCUGACCGACACCACUGGUGUCAAACACCAGUGUCUUAGUCUGAAAGGGUACUAAGACUACUACUACGCCUAUUGAUCAUAAAUAUCGUGAAAUGCAUAUAGUUGUAGACUUAAGCAACAAUUUUAUUUGCGAUGUUUUGUACGAAAAAAACAUAUUUGGUAUAGACAGCUGAACAUGGUAGUCUUUAAAAUAUAUCUGGAACAAUUUUGUUGGUUUAUUGUACCUAUUUAAGUAAAUUUGUUUUAAUCUUUGGUGGACUGUUCUUUCGAGGUGUCAAUAUGAUCAUUUUUUAUUUUAAAUUAUCCAAACGAUAAGUUAAUUUAAAAUAGUAGAAGAGAUUUUACUCGGAGUAUGAUACGCAUUAAAACAAACAAAUAAAUUCUGUAUCUAUACAUCGAGGAGUACGGCGAGGAGACACCAUCUCACCAAAGCUAUUCACAACCCUUUUAGAACAAACUUUUAAGAAGGUAGAUCUGAACAAAUAUGGUAUCAACAUAAAUGGAGAGAAGCUCAGUCAUUUGAGAUUCGCAGAUGACAUCGUCCUUAUAGCCGAUCGUAUGGAUGAUUCAAUAAUAAUGUUGAACAAAUUAUAUCACGCUUCCUUAGAGGUCGGACUAAAGAUUAACAUCAACAAAACGCAAAUAAUGACUAAUCUGGUGCUAAAUCGUAAUAUUGUUGUUGAUGGAAUGGAUAUUGAACAGACUUUUGGAUAUUGAACAGAAUAUAUCUUUCUAUAUUCUCUAGAAUGCCUCCUUAAUAAAAUUAUGACCAAAAGCCAACGGUAACCAGUAAAUACAAAGAGGUGUCGGACAGGGUUGUAUACUGUCCCCACUGUUAUUCAAUUUAUAUUCAGAUAAAAUAUUUAAAGAAUAAUUUGCAAUGGGGUGUGAAAGUUAAUGGAAUUCUGAUUAAUACAAUCAGAUAUGCAGACGAUAAAGUUAUUUUAAGUGAUGACAUGAAUGGAUUAUAAUGCCUUUUAAAUGCCAUUGACACAGUGGGAAGAGAGUUUGGCCUAAACAUAAACUGUUCAAAAACAAAAUACAUGGUGUUUAGCUGUUUGGCCCAUCAAGAUUCACGGUUAUUUAUUUGUGAUGGUCAUAUAAUUAAAAGAGUAGAAAGCGCAUGUUUAAAUGUUACAUUUGGUCAGUCCUCUUAUACGGUGUCGAAGCAUGGACAUGAAAAAUAUCCACCAUUAAUCGUUUGGAGGCCUUUGAAAUGUGGCUGCAUAGACGUACGCUAAAAAUACCAUGGACGGCUAUGCUGACAAAUGUAGCAGUCCUUAAGUUAGUCCGUUCUUUAACGGUAAAAUAUUGCAAAACCUCUAAAUUUUAAAGAACCGCUUCAAUUGACAUGAAAUUUGGCAUACACGUAGUUAACAAGUCAAAGAAAAAAAGUGAUAUUGUGCCUAUAUGUGCUUUUGCCCCGGGGGUGCUUUUCACCCCCUCUUGGGGGUGAAAAAGUAUUCGUCCAGAGUAAGUCCGGAAAUUAAUAAAUUGACUAGUUUUAAGUAACUUUUGUUCUAUAGAGUUUUUUCACUAAGUCAAUACUUUUCGAGUUAUUUGCCAGUGAAUAUGUUAAUUUUUUCAACAAAAUAACCACACUUUUAGAAGGUUUUUUGGAAAUAACUCAAAAAGUAAGUAUUUUGUCGAAAAAAAUUCGUAGCAAAAAUAUAGCCUGUAAAAAAUUUAAAAAAAAAUGGUGUAUAUAUCACGUUUCUAUACCUAGUAGAAGCAGAGUUAUAGCUAAUUAAAAAUAGGUUCAUAUUCUUCAAAUUCCAAAUGGAAUACUUUAACGUGAAAUAACCAAAAAUGAAGCACAUUUCGGGGAAAACUCAUUACAACUUAUAUAAAGUGUUUAAAAAAAGCUUCAUUUUUGUUUUAUAAAAAAAAUUUCUAGCAUCAAAAGUAAACAAGUUACGCUCAAAAUAAAGUUAGUCCCUUUUUUUUUUGUAAAAAAAUCGGGAAAAUCACCCCCUAAUUAGUAUCUCAAAUGAACUUAAUCGUUACGACUUCACAAGUUUCUUGACCCGUGUAUGUAUUGUUUAUAUGAUCUGUAAGUUUCAUCGGUUCAAAGUCCUUAUUUUUGAAAGGGCUGUAGUUAAAAGGGGUUGAACGAGUCACUCAUCACGAAUGUAUGCAAAUUUAGAAACACCAAAUCUCAAUCAAUUUUUGUCUAACAGAAAAACAAAACAAUACAUGAUAUUCAGAAAAUCAAUCCUAAUUUUUUUGUGUUUUUCGAGGUUUUUGGUAUCUCUAACAAUUUUUAAGUUAUUUUGAAAAAAAAGCAUAUUUUUCAAAAUUAAAAUUUUUAAAAAUUUUACUUUAAAACCAAAUUUUUUCCAAAAUAAGCACUUUGAAUCGAUGAAACUUACAGAUCAUAUAAACACAACAUAAUUUCAUUUAAGUUGCUAAUUAGGGGGUGGUCUUCCCGAUUUUUUUUGCCAAAACAAAAGCGACCAACUUUAUUUUGAGCGUAACUUGCUUAAAUUUAAUGCUAGAAACUUUUUAUAAAAACAGAAAUAAAGCAUUUUUUAAACACUUUAAAAAAGUGCUGGGUUUUCCCCAAAAAGUGCUUAUUUUUUUGGAUAAUUCACUUCGAAGUAUUCUAUUUCAAAUUUGAUGAAUAUGAAUAUAUUUUUCAUUGGCUAUAACUCUGGUUUUACGAGGUCCAGAGACCUAACGCGUACACCAUUUUUUUUUACUUUUUUACAGGCUAUAUUUUUGCUAAGAACGUUUUUUUCAACAAAAUACUUACUUUUUGAGUUAUUUGCGAAAAACCGUCUAAGAAUGUAGUUAUUUUGUUGAAAAUGAACAUAUUCACUCGCAAAUAACUCGAAAAGUGUUGACUUGGCGAAAAAGCUCUAUAGAACAAAAGUUACUUAAAAUUAGUCAGUUUAUCCAUUUCCGGACUUAUUUUAGACUAAUAUUUUUUUACCCCCAAGAGGGGGAGAAAGUCACCCCCAGGGCAAAAGCACACAUCGGCACAAUAUAACUUUUUUUUCUUUGACAUGUAAGCUAUGCGUAUGCCAAAUUUCAUGUCAAUCCAAACGGUUCUUUAAAAUUUAGAGCAAAAAUCGUGAAAGAAUGGACUAAGUGCAAUUUUAUCGGAAAUCGGUGAAAUUCAGAAACUUAAGGACCUUGAGGAACCCCAAAAUAUUAAAAUCGGUCAAGCAACUUUUGCCACUUUUUUUUGUUAACACUUAGGUACAGUAGGAAAAAUGAAAGAAUACCCAUGAACGAAGAUAUAAAACACGCUGUAUUUUCCUGUCACCGUGUCACAAAGAAAAUUGCCCAGCGCAAGAACAUGUAAUAAUAAUUAUUACAUGUACUUGCGCUGGCCAAUUUUUUGUGUGACACAGUGACAGGAAAAUACAGCGUGUUUUAUAUCUUCGUUCAUGGGUAUUCUUUCAUUUUUCCUACUGUACGCAUAUUUUAACAACUAUGUCACACUACUUGGAGAAAAAAAGUUUUUUCGUUCCACCCUAGUGUAUGUACAUAUAUCUAUUAAAAUAAACAGUCUGUAGAAAUCAAAGCUAGGUACAUAAAACGUGUAUUAGAAACAAACAGGAUGAAGUUGUACAAUACAAUCUCUUUAAAAUAGAAUAAAUUAUAUUUUAAAGACUCUAGUUUACUAUUUUUCACGUCCCAAAUCAAUAUAAUUUUAAAGCUUUUAUUUAUUUAUAUAAAUAAUACUUUAAUAUUUUGAAAUGGUGGUUAAUGCUUGAAUUUGUAAAAUUCAAUAUAUCCCGAAAUUAAAAAGUGUAGUUAUUUUAUAGUUUUUAAUUUCUUCAACACGUUGACGGACAGUGCGUGAAAUGUAUAAGCAAGUGUUAUGACACUAUAUAUGUAUUUUGCAAAGUAGAAUAGGGAAAAAUACAACGUCUAUAGACGUUCUGUCCGUCAAAGUGUUAAACUAACAAAUAUUUUGUAAUAGGUCUUGGAAACACACUUAAAAAAACAUCAUUACCUCCCUCAAGAGGCUCGUUUAUUCAGUUGUCGAGUCAGACAACUUUUCUAAUAAUACGGAAAAUUUUUGGUGGGGGUUGAAGAGAAAAUUCAUGAAAUCGUCAACUUCGGAGCGUCCGACAACUGAAGUACCCUUAAAAAUUUGUCGAACAAUAUUACCAGUAAAUUGUAAGUAUUUUUAUCAACAAUCCUGCUAAAAUCAGCUAAAUUUUAUGACUACAUGAUGCCCCCCUCAUAAAAUUUAUACCCUCACAGCUGAUUUUUGCAAGAUUGUUUUAUAAAAAUACUUACAAUAAUUUACUAGUAAUAUUGUACGACAAAGUUUUAGGAUACUCCAGUGUCGGACGCUCCAAAGUUGACGAUUUCAUUCAUUUCCUCCCCGCCCCCUUCCGAAAAUUUUCCGUAUUAGAAAAGUUGUCUGACUCGACAUGAAUAACUGAAUAAACGAAGUCUCAUGAGGUAGGUAAUCAUGAUUUUUAAGUGGGGACCCAUGGUCUAUAAUUGAUUAUUUUUAGAUUAAUUUCCUAUUGAACUUUUAGGCAAAUUUUGUUAAUGGGUCUAUUGAAUAAAAAGAAGUAUUUGCUUUUACUUCCUCGUAUUUAAGUAUUGACUUAAUAGUUAUUGGACAAAGCAUUAAAGAAAUGGCUUUAUUCAAUUACUAUUAAGUAAAUACUUAAAUAUUUGUAAGUAAAAACAAAUACUUCUUAUUCAAUAGACCCAUGGUGAGGAAUAUUCUGUUAAAGAUAGGCAACCAGUAUUUCAGUUUGCUAUCAUUGGAAAACUGUAGAAGCCGUCCCUACUUGGAAAAAAGGCUCUAAAAGAGUAGGCACUCUAAACCUUUUGAUUGUGUUGAUCUAGUCAUAAAAAGAAAUUAUUUGUUUUUGUUGUAACUAAAAUUUAACUUGAGGUGAUACAGUGGCGAUCACCAGGUAGCAAAAACGCGUUCCAAAAUUGCGGCUGUAAUUUUGAAUAUUUUUUCGAGAUAUUUGGCACACGUAUUCGUAAUAUAAUAAAGAAUGGCGGUACAGAGCCCUAUUUGAAAAAUAUAUUAAUAUGUGGAAAUUACUCUGUAAUUGAAUACAAUAUUAAAAAAACGAGCCUGUACCGCCAUUAAGAAGAACAAAAAAAUAAACUUUCUUCAAAUAAACUUUUUUAUCCGAUGCCUAGAUUUUGUGUCAUUUUGGAACUACUAAAAUUUUUUAUUUCAUUAGUAGUUCCAAAAUGACACAAAAUCUAGGCAUCGGAUAAAAAAGUUUAUUUGAAGAAAGUGUAUUGUUUUGUUCUUCUUAAUGGCGGCACAAGCUCGUUUUUUUUAAUAUUGUAUUUAAUUACAGAGUAAUUUCCACAUAUUGAUAUAUUUUUCAAAUUGGGCUCUGUACCGCCAUUCUUUAUUAUAUUACGAAUACGUGUGCCAAAUAUCUCGAAAAAAUAUUCAAAAUUACAGCCGCAUUCUUGGAACGCGUUUUCGCUACCUGUUGAUCGCUACUGUUUCCUCUUAAAUUUGAAACAAUUUAAAUAAAAAAUUGUAACUACAUAACUAAAUGCUGGAUUCAGUUCAACAAGUCUUGCUCAAAAGCUAUGGAUGUAGGACAAAUUUGAAGCCAAUUAAGGAAAAUAUUUAAUUCAAUGUCAAUUCACAUACACUGUAUCAUGUGUAUCAUAAACAAACGAUACUCUUUUUUGGACCAUUUUUUAAAAUUCCACUCUUGUUUGAAUAGCUUUUGAAUUUGCUUAACUAUUUUGUUUUAUUUUCCAGCAUUAGCUUAGUAAGCUAAAAUUAGUUUAUUUUAAUAUGACUCCUUUUGAUUUUUUUUAAUAAUCGAAUAAAAUAACUUGUUGAUAGAGGUGAUUCAUUUAAACAAAAUGAUCAAACACUAUAACAGGAAAUCAUUCUUUUGUAAUUUUAGACCUACCAAAUAAAACAGUCCUGGCUCCUAAAUUAAAAUCUUAUCAUAUAGCCCGAUCAAGAAACAGCAAAUUUUACGAAAACCUCCAAAAAAAUAAAGGAAGGAUGAAAAUUUGGGAAUAGGUAGUUGAAAUUGUCUAUUAUUAUAUAAGAAAAAGUUUACAAUUCUACAUCCCCUCCAUUUUACAAAAAUUGGGAAAUACGGGGUGAAAAAUAUUUUUGUCAGGAGUGAAAAAAUAUACAUUCAAAAUGGACGGAAUUGGAUAAAAUGACUAAUUCUAAGCAACUUUUGUUCUAUAGAGUUUUUUCACUAAGUCAAUACUUUUCGAGUUAGUUGUGAGUGAAUAUGUUCAUUUUUAACAAAAAAAACAUGUUUUUGGACGGUUUUUCGCAGAUAACUCAAAAAUUAAGUACUCUAGCGGAAAAAAUAGUAAAAAUGUAGCUUAUAAAAACUAAAAAAAAUGGUAUACGCGUGAGGUCUGCAGACCCAGUGGAAGCAGAGUUGUAGCUAAUGAAAAGUAGGUUCUUCUUCGUCAAAUUCCAAAUCGAAUAUUUCAAUGUGAAAUAACCAAAAAACAAAGCUUUUUUCGGAGAAAAUUCAUUACAACUUUUUUAAAGUGUUUAAAAAAAGGUUUAUUUUUGUUUUUUUUUUAAACUUCAAUAAACUAAAACAAUAAAAAUAAGUCGGUUACGCUCAAAAUAUUGUUGGUCUCUUUUAUUUUUUGGUACAAAAAUCGCGAAAAUCAUCCCCUAAUUAGCUUUCUAAAUAAAAUUAAUCGUUACCGCUUCACAAGUUACUUUACUUACCUAUUGUUUAUAUUAUCUAUAAGUUUCAUUGGUUCAAAAUUGGGUAUAAAAUAAAACAUUUUUUUUUUAAUUUGAAAAAAAUGGAAUUGUUCAUGAAAUUAACUUAAAAAUUAUUAGUAAUACCAAAACUCUUAAAGAGUAAUAAAAUAUACGUUUUGCUUUUCUGAAUAUUUUUGCUGUUUUGUUUUCUUGUUAGACAAAAAUUGGUUAUGCUAUGGCUGUUCAAAAUUAGCCUAAACUCGUGAUUAGUUACUCGUUCAAGCCAUUUUAACUACAGCUUUUCAAAAAUAAGCACUUUGAACCAGUGAAACUUACAGAUCAUAAUAAAUAAUACAUAAGUAAAGUAACUUGUGAAGUGGUAAUGAUAAAAUUUAUUUGUGAAGCUAAUUAGGAAGUGAUUUUCGCGAUUUUUUUACCAAAAAAUAAAAGAAACCAACAAUAAUAUUUUCAGCGCAAUUCACUUACUUUUAAUGUUACAAAUUUUUUUAAAAAAACAAAAAUAAAACCUUUUUUAAACACUUCAAAAAAGUUGAAAUGAACUUUCCCCGUAAAGUGCUUCAUUUUUGGGUUAUUUUACAGUGAAAUAUUCGAUCUGCAAUUUGAUGAAGAAGAACCUACUUUUCAUUAGCUAUAACUCUGCUUCUACUGGGUCUACAUACCUCAAGCAUACACCAUUUUUUUCAGUUUUUAUAAGCUAUAUUUUUGCUAAGAAUAUUUUUUCGCUGAAAUACUUACUUUUUGAGCUAUCUCCGAAAAACUGUCCAAAACGAUGUUUUUUUCUGUUAAUAAUGAACAUAUUCACUUGCAAAUAACUCAAAAAGUAUUGACUUAAGGACAAAACUCUAUAGAACAAAAGUUGCUUAGAAUUAGUCAUUUUAUCCAAUUCCGGACUUAUUUUGAAUGUAUAUUUUUCACCUUCGAGAGGGGGCUUUCCCCUCCAUUUUUGUAAAAUGGAGGGGAUGUAGAAUUGUAAACUUUUUCUUAUAUAAUAAUAGACAAUUUCAACUACCUAUUUCCAAAUUUUCAUCCUUCCUUUAUUUUUUUUGGGGUCAGAUUGUUCUUUGAUCAGGCUAAUAUGCUGCAGAGCCCCUAAGGUUGGUGCUAGAAUUAAUAUAGAUAGACAAAAUUAUCUAAUAGAUUCAUGAAAAUGUUUUGGGGCAUACUUACAUAGUAUAUGAUUAGUGUGACCAACUAGCCCGAAAAAUCCGGGACAUGGCCCGAAUUACGAAGUCAUGUCCCGGCGUCCCGGACAAGGCUUCCGGGCCAUCCGAAUUUUCAACGUUUUGGUAAAAUUCUAUUUUGAAAUUUUGAAUACUUUAUUCUUCUAAGAAUUCACAUCAAACUGAAUUGGUAGGACAAAAAAAAAUCGACAAUCUCUACAGUGUAAUACUAAUACCACAUCCAAAACGCAUGCCUUUUAUAUCGUGGUAUUAUAGUUCUACGAAAACUAAAACGGUGGACUUUUUUUCGUUUCUGUAUUUUAAUUGUCUUCUGAAAAAAAAAAUGGCCCGAUUUUCAUUGAAAUGUCCCGGAUUUUAGGUAUUUUUUUCAGCCUUGUCCCGGAUUCGACUCAAUUGGAGUUGGUCACACUAUAUAUGAUAGCUAAGGUUGAUAUAAAAUUAUAACGAUUGGUAACCCACUUAUUGGUAGUUCUAAUAUUUCAUCAUGUAAGUAAUAUCUAUUCACAAUCUUUGUUUACCGCCUUGAUUUUUAUUUUCUAAAAUUUUGUCAUGUUUCUAAUUAUUACACCUUUUUAUCUAACACUCUUUACUUUUGUAUUCUCUUGAGGGUCUCAGUAUGCACCUUAGGAUUCUUAUAAGCGACUUUGAAAGUAUUUGAGAUAUGGAGAUAAAAAUUCGAUAAACAACACACAAGUUUAGUAAAACCAUGUAAAACUAUUAAGUAUGUACUACUUUUGUUUUAAUCAUAUCCUAAAACAAACUGUUCUAGCAAUAAUUUUUUCUAGGUGAAUGCUCACAUUUAUAUUAACAAGUAGUACUUAUAUCGUUUUAUUAAGACUCAUUGAACAUUUUUAAUAUUUUCACUUUCCCCACUAAAUUAAAAAGACUAAAUAUGAAUUAUGUUACUAGUACUUCUACUGUUAAUAACUUUUUCAGAUAGUUAUUUUGUAAGGCAAUAUGUUAUAAUUAUUAAUAAAACCUAUUGUUCAUUUA